AAAGGGAUUCCCAAAACCAGUUUCCUCUUCGCACGCGCCCCCUCAUUUGCAUGCAGACCCCGCCCCCGCGGAAGAUCCGGGCAUGUAUUUGCAUAAGGGGGUACUUGAAACGUUAGGGUGGCAUGCAAAUAAGGGCUGGCUCCGAUUGGCUGGGGUACAGCAGGUGCUGCGUCCGGAUUGAUCAAAGCCAAGUGGGCGGGGCCGUCGCCCGGGGCGACUCUCUCGGGAAGCUAGUGCCCUGUCUCAGUAGCGUCGGGGCUGGCGCGCGCGGCGAAUCUUAAGGUUGCGCUGUUUGCCGGCUCUUCUGGGCCACCAGUUUCCUUACCUUCCAUCCUGGCGCCCCCCAGUCCUGGUUCCCCGGCCUCGCUGCCCCGGGCGUCCACGCCUUGCGGGCUCAGCGGGCUCAAUCUGCGCAGCUCCUCCUCCAUGUUGACUAAGCCUCUGCAGGGGCUCCCGGUGGCCCCCAUGACCCCCACGCCGCCGCCAGGAGGCAAGGAUCGGGAAGCGUUCGAGGCCGAGUACCGACUCGGCCCCCUCCUGGGUAAGGGGGGCUUUGGCACCGUCUUCGCAGGACAUCGCGUCACAGACCGACUCCAGGUGGCCAUCAAAGUGAUCCCCCGGAAUCGCGUGCUGGGCUGGUCCCCCUGGUCAGACUCAGUCACAUGCCCACUGGAAGUGGCACUGCUAUGGAAGGUGGGUGCAGGUGGUGGACACCCUGGUGUGAUCCGCCUGCUUGACUGGUUCGAGACACCAGAGGGCUUCAUGCUGGUCCUUGAGCGGCCUCUGCCUGCCCAGGAUCUCUUUGACUACAUCACAGAGCAGGGCCCGUUGGGUGAAGGCCGAAGCCGCUGUCUCUUUGCCCAGGUAGUGGCAGCUGUUCGGCACUGCCAUGCCCGUGGAGUUGUCCAUCGUGACAUCAAGGAUGAGAACAUCCUGAUGGACCUCCGCCGGGGCUGUGCCAAACUCAUUGAUUUUGGUUCUGGCGCCCUGCUUCAUGAUGAACCCUACACUGACUUUGAUGGGACAAGGGUGUACAGCCCCCCGGAGUGGAUCUCUCGUCAUCAGUACCACGCACUCCCAGCCACUGUCUGGUCAUUGGGUAUCCUCCUCUAUGACAUGGUAUGUGGGGACAUUCCCUUUGAGAGAGACCAGGAGAUUCUGGAGGCUGAGCUCCACUUCCCUGCCCACGUCUCCCCAGACUGUUGUGCCCUAAUCCGCCGGUGCCUGGCCCCCAAACCCUCUGCCCGACCCACACUGGAGGAGAUCCUGCUGGACCCCUGGAUGCAGACACCAGCUGAGGAUGCAUCCCUCAACACUCCCAAAGGGAGUUCCACCCCUUUGGCCUGGUCCCUACUGCCCUAGUCCUGGCCAGGGCCCCCAUUAGUUGGAAUAGCCAUCCCAUGGCCACGCCACAGGGAUAGAUGGACAUCUGUUGAUCUGGUUUUACAGGUCAUUAAAAAUCCAGUGUUACUAGGGUCAGAGAUUGGGGAUCAGGUGUCAGAAGACAUAAGCCAAGUUUACCUAGUCCCUAUCCCAAUCCUGCUAAGGAGCCUUCCUCCCAGAACGUAUGCUCUGUUAUUCUGGAGGGGGUCCUUCUUUGCUUCUUGUUUUGCUAAGGGUGUUUAUUUGGUUGAAAUUACAUUCUGAGCCUGCAGGGCUCUUAUUCUGAUGAGCAGUAACCCCUACACUGGCACCUCCUGCUACCACCACACAAACUUAGUUUAAAUGCUCUGACUUGGGCAAGGGUGCUUUCCUUCCAAUACCCCAGCGGCUCUUAUUUUAGCAAAGGGACACUUUCCCCUAGCCUAGGGUCCCAUAUUCAGUCAAGCUGCUUGCCUACCUCAGCCCAGGGUUGUUUAUUCUGGGGGAGGUAAGCCCUAUUGUUGUCCCAGGGCUUUUGUGUGUGUGUGUGAGGGGACCCUACUCUGUUAUCCCAAGUGCUCUUAUUCUGGUGAGGAGAAACCCCACUUUCAUGAUUUGGGAGGGGAUGGGAGAUGGACACUACUAGAGUCCACUAGGAUGGGGUGGAUGGUUUUUGGGGGGAUGGGGUGAGGGAAAUGUCUUGUUUGUUCUCCUAGGGCCCCACCCUCCACCUUUUUUUGAUUCUUGCUGCCUCCUUCUGAGCCAGGGUUGUCCAGUUGCUGAAAUGUAAAUACUUAUGUAUUGGGGAAGGAGAGCUCCAACUGUAUCUUCCUCUUCCUUCUCCCCCGCCUGGAUUAUUUAAAAAGCCAUGUGUGGAAACCCACUAUUUAAUAAAUGUAAUAGAAUCAGAA
Molecule: messenger RNA, 2273 nt
Organism: Orcinus orca (killer whale)
Lineage: Eukaryota; Metazoa; Chordata; Mammalia; Artiodactyla; Delphinidae
Gene: PIM2
Product: Pim-2 proto-oncogene, serine/threonine kinase
Exons: 6
Coding region: 427-1362 (311 amino acids)
Biological process (GO): regulation of mitotic cell cycle; protein autophosphorylation; negative regulation of apoptotic process
Cellular component (GO): cytoplasm
Molecular function (GO): ATP binding; protein serine/threonine kinase activity
Source: RefSeq, a predicted model, not a curated record